CCCUUUUAAAAGUGAACUUUUGCUUUCUGCCAACAACGCCUCAAAAAAGCAAUCUUUAAAAUAUGGCGGAAUUGGCAGCGUCUGAAAGUACGUUCGUUGAGCGGCCGAUAUUUGACGACGCCGAGCAUGCGUUUCAGGAGCACCUGGCAGCUUUGAAGAGGGGAACGGAAUCCGUUUACCACCCCCGAGCGCUGAACGAUCAUCAGCACCCCCAUCCCGCCCACCACGGACAUUUUCAAGGGCGCCAUCCAGUACCCCAUCAUCCAGCUCACCAUCCCCAGCAUCACAACUAUCAUCCUCAUCCUUCCCAUUCUAAUCAGAGCCACCAGCAUUUCCAGCCACGCCAUCCUCAUCAUCGCCAUCCGGCACCCCAUCAUCAUCCUCCCCAACAUGGCUCAGGGGCUAAAACAUCAAUAGCUGGUGAAAUAGCUAAGGCUAGAGAACAAAUAAAACACACAUUACAUGGUCUUGAUGGUGAAGGUGCAGAUAAAUUUGAUGAGAUGAUGAAAGACUAUAUUGAAAUCAAGAAAAAGCUGUCGGAGUUGGAAAAGAUUGUCGGAGAGUUGUCAAAGAAAGUUGAGAGUUUGGAUAAAUUGAAUUUGGCGGCACCGUCGACGAUAUCAUCAUCAGAACCUGUGGUCCCAGCGAAAGCAGCUGCAGCAUGGAAAUCUAAUGCUGCAGCUGCCGAAGAGGAAGACGAAGAUGAUGAUGACUUUGAAUUGUUUGAAUCUGAUAAAGGCGUUGUGGACGAUGAUUACGAGCGAGUGAAGCAGGAGAGGGUGAAGGCUUAUGAAGAGAAGAAAUCUAAGAAACCGCAGUUGAUAGCGAAAUCCAACAUUAUUCUCAGUGUUAAGCCAUGGGACGAUGAGAUUGACAUGAGUAAGAUAGAGAAGUGCGUGAGAAGUAUCGAGAUGGAUGGCUUGCUCUGGGGAGCUUCAAAGCUUGUUCCAGUGGCCUAUGGAAUCAAAGCAUUACAGAUAUCAUGUGUUGUUGAAGAUGAUAAGGUGAGCACUGAAGAGCUUGAGGAAAAGAUCGUUGCUUUUGAAGACUAUAAAAUAACCGAGCACAAAUUAUCAGUCGAUCCGCCUGUUUUAACGGAGGAAGAAUCGAAAAGUCGUUUCAUUCCGGAGAAUUUUAGGUGCGAUGCUUGCAAGGCCGUCGCUUUUCAGUUUUACACUGCUUUUGAUGACUUCAACAAAUACAACAAACAACACAAGUACAACAUCCCAGAAUACGAAUUACUAGACUUGGUUGAUAAAAUAUGUGAUCCAUCUACUUACAAAUUAUAUGGAAUCAAAGAAAUAAAAGGUUUGAAAAAGUUAUCUGGGGGCGGUUUGCCCUCUAGGGAUGUACCUGUCGUCAUGUCAGGUGGUGGAAUGUGGCCUGGGAGGUGACUCUCCCAACUAUGUCAGAGAAUCGUAGAAGAUGUAGAUGAGGUGGAAAUAUACAGGUUCUACAGGGAGGAACCAGAUGACAUCUACCAUCUGCAGAAGUAUUUGUGCUUCCAAACGGGGCUUAGAGGGGACUGUAAGAGGGAGAUCGAUCGAGAAUAUCAGAAAAAAAGGUCCCAGAUCACGAAUAACAAUCAU
Helobdella robusta is the source of this 1589-nucleotide messenger RNA. RefSeq lists its product as hypothetical. Bases 63 to 1394 code for a protein of 443 amino acids. The transcript is spliced from 12 exons. Gene Ontology annotation, cellular component: cytosol. NCBI's taxonomy places the organism in Eukaryota, Metazoa, Annelida, Clitellata, Rhynchobdellida, Glossiphoniidae. The record is from RefSeq and is a predicted model, not a curated record. Gene Ontology annotation, biological process: translational elongation. Gene Ontology annotation, molecular function: translation elongation factor activity; guanyl-nucleotide exchange factor activity.